AUGAAGCUGCCAACGCGUCAGCAAUGGCUUCCAAAGUAUGACAAGGAGCUCUGCGUUCGUCCGUUCAACUACGUGGAAGGCGACGUCGCCGAGGCGAUCUGCAAAUUCUGCGAGGUGUUUGGACGGGAAGAUCCGCCAGACGAGCAAGCCGAUUCCGCGUUCGAUGCGUUGGUGAGGAGCGCGAAAAAGAAGCGCAAGAAGAUGGCUAAAGUUAUGGUGUUCAAGACGUUUCGCCGCGACCAUAUCAUCCGACACAUGCAGCGCGAGAACUCGAAGCAGUGGUCUGCCUUCCUUGCUGUCACGGAGGACGAAGAGUGCGAAAGCUUUUUCCUGCCUACCCGGAUCGAGGACUUCCUCCCGAGACACCCUCAGAUUUCGUUUGUGGUUCCGAGCGGAAUUGCCAGCCUCAUCGAGCGUCUGUUCUGCAACCGAGGUGAUACGCCACAUGGCUUGGUGACCGUGGACGACGAAAUCGGAGAGGUUGAAGUCUCCAACGACUUUAUGGAGACCGAGACGGAUGGAUACGUUCUAGUUAUCCGUGAUCGAGACCAGUUUGAGACCAUUGUCAGCUGCAUCAACGCGGGAACCUGGGGAUUUUCGCUGAUGGUUGAUGGCGCAACGCACAACAAAGAAGGAUACCUGGACGUGCGUUUGUCGUUUGGCCUCGUGGGUAAAAUUCACAACAUCCACCUCCUCGCCAUCCCCAUUGGCGAUAGCGCCCACAAAGGCCAGAACUAUGCUGAGCUUGUCAUUGAUCUACUAGAGGACAUCGGUGAAACCAACCUGCUCCCUCAACUGAUCGGUAUCUCGACGGACGAAGCUGCGACGAUGCUAGGCCGCCACCAGGGAUUCUCGACGCGACUUCGUGCUGCUGCUGAAUACUUUGGAAACUCGGCCAUCACGAUCAACUGCGCUCUGGAUGAGCUCGUGAACACGUUCCAGUUGAAGUACGAGAGCAACACCGAAGACGACUCAGUGAAUGUGGACAAGACCAAAGUGGCCAACCACCUCAAGUGGUGCUCGUGCAAUUCGUUGGCGCUAUUUAGCAGCAUGGACGUCGGAGUGCAGAGAGACGAGAAUGCCACAGAAGACCAGACCCACAGUGCAACGGAUGGUACCGAACUGGACGACGCAUCCCCCGACGAGCAACCUGAUCAAAACGACGUCGAGUAUGAGAUCGAUCCCGCCCCACCCCAAGACCCUAUGACUCAGACUGAACUUGUUGGAGCGGUAGCUGAGGCCAUCACCGUUUUCAUCAAAACCGUGUCAUGUAUCAAGCUCGACAUCAACAGCGAUUGCCGCGAGGAACCUCCUACUUCUCCUAUCGAGAUAAUACAGUGCACGGAUCGCGCCUUCUGUGCACUGCUGGCAGCUCACAGCCCCAAAUUGAAGGCUCGAUUCGGUGCUACGGCAACAACCGUGACACUCGAGGUUGUCUGGGAGAAGGCGGCCUCGUUCGGCAACUUUGAACUGCUGGCCGAGUUUGCUGUUGGACUCGCUAGCAUUGCGCCAGGUACCCACGCAGUGGAGGGGGACUUCAGCACGCUGAAGCGUACGAUGGGUCCGCAUCGCGGCCGACUCAGCAACUACGCGAUGGAAGGUACCAAGCAGUUUCCUAGUGUGCGGGCCUCUCCAAGCCACACUCUAGCGUAG
Messenger RNA from Phytophthora sojae, 1653 nucleotides. RefSeq lists its product as hypothetical. NCBI's taxonomy places the organism in Eukaryota, Oomycota, Peronosporomycetes, Peronosporales, Peronosporaceae. The transcript has 5 exons. The coding region runs from base 1 to 1653 and encodes 550 amino acids. The record is from RefSeq and is a predicted model, not a curated record.